This is a messenger RNA of Hordeum vulgare subsp. vulgare (domesticated barley), 2667 nucleotides long. RefSeq names its product ABC transporter G family member 12-like. Lineage: Eukaryota; Viridiplantae; Streptophyta; Magnoliopsida; Poales; Poaceae. Gene Ontology annotation, cellular component: membrane. The transcript is spliced from 8 exons. Gene Ontology annotation, molecular function: ABC-type transporter activity; ATP hydrolysis activity; ATP binding. The record is from RefSeq and is a predicted model, not a curated record. The coding region runs from base 330 to 2399 and encodes 689 amino acids.
GCUAGGCCGCUGCUCACAGUCCCAUCCAUGCCUCUCGUCACGUCACCACCUCAACUGUAAAUUGAAAAUGAAGUGGAGCGCCGUGGAGAAAACGAGGUCCAACGAUGGAGAGAACGCGGCAGCAUAAAUUCCAGCCGAGCAAUCUCUCGGUUUCUCACUCUCUUUCUCUCUCUCUCUCUCUCAGCAUUAAUGGUGGGGGGUUGCCUGGGUAGCCAAGGUAAGUUGCUUGCCUCGCUCGGCUGCGCUGGAGGAGAGGAGUCGCGGGCAUAUGCUUGCAUCCAUCUCGGAGUUGAAGAGAGGAAAACCAACUAGGUACUAGUGGAGAGGAGAUGGGGGAGGGGAACGGGACGGCGUGGGCGGGGGCGCUGUCGCCGGCGGCGCGGUACGCGGAGACGGGAGGGGCGAGCUUGACAUGGGAGAACCUAACGGCCGUGCUGCCUGGGUCCGGCGGCCGGCCAACCAAGAAGCUAUUGCAAGGGCUGUUCGGCUAUGCCGUGCCCGGCAGGAUCGUAGCCAUCAUGGGGCCCUCCGGCUCCGGCAAGUCCACCCUCCUCGACUCCCUCUCCGGGAGGCUGGCCAGGAAUGUGCUCCAGACCGGCAAGGUGCUGCUCAAUGGCAAGAAGAGGCGGCUCGACUUUGGCGCGGUGGCGUACGUGACACAGGAGAACGUUCUGCUGGGCACGCUGACCGUCCGGGAGACGGUCACCUACUCGGCGCAGCUGCGGCUGCCGUCGAGCAUGUCAAAGGCUGAGGUGCGCCGAGUCGUCGACGAUACACUGGAUGAGAUGGGCCUACGGGAGUGCGCUGACCGUCCCGUCGGCACAUGGCACCUCCGGGGCAUUAGUGGCGGCGAGAAGAAGCGACUGUGCAUCGCACUGGAGAUCCUCACCCGGCCGCGCCUCCUAUUCCUCGACGAGCCCACCAGCGGCCUCGACAGCGCCUCCGCCUUCUCUGUCAUUGAGACGCUGCGCACACUUGCCAUCGACGGUGGACGCACCAUCGUCUCGUCGGUGCACCAGCCGAGCAGCGAGGUGUUCGCACUCUUCGAUGAUCUCUGCCUCCUCUCCAGCGGCGAGAGUGUCUACUUUGGAGACGCUAAGCUUGCACCGCAGUUCUUUGCAGAAACCGGAUUCCCCUGCCCCAGCCGGAGGAACCCAUCCGACCACUUUCUCCGGUGCGUCAAUUCUGACUUCGACGAUGUCGCCACGGCCAUGAAAGGAUCCAUGAAGCUCCGAGCAGAGGCAGAUCUUGAUCCCCUGCUGAAGUACUCAACUUCAGAGAUCAGAGAGAGGCUCGUGGAUAAGUACCGGAUCUCAGACUAUGCCAUGAUGGUUAGGAACACUAUAAACGAGAUAAGCAAAAUAGAGGGUGUGCUGGAGGAGGCAGUGAAGGGCAGCCAAGCGACCUGGUGCAAACAGCUGCGCACGUUGACCAAGCGCUCCUACAUCAACAUGUACCGUGACUUCGGCUACUACAGGCUGCGCAUCAUCAUCUACGUCCUGAUGGCCAUCUGCCUCGGCACCAUCUACUACGACGUCGGCAACAGCUACACUGCAAUCCAGGCGCGUGCCUCGUGCGGUGGUUUCGUCUCCGGCUUCAUGACAUUCAUGUCCAUCGGCGGCUUCCCCUCCUUCAUUGAGGAGAUGAAGGUCUUCUCCCUCGAGCGGCAGAACGGCCACUACGGCGUCGCCGCCUACAUCAUAUCCAACUUCCUCUCCUCCAUGCCGUUCCUGUUGACCAUGUCCUGGGCCAGCGCCUCCAUUACAUACUGGAUGGUUAAGUUCCGACCAGGAUUCAGCUACUUCGCCUUCUUCGCCCUUAACCUCUAUGGUGGCGUCUCUGUCAUCGAGAGCCUCAUGAUGAUCAUCUCGGCCCUUGUGCCCAACUUCCUCAUGGGCCUCAUCCUUGGCGCUGGCGUCAUUGGGAUCAUGAUGUUGACGUCUGGAUUCUUCCGGCUUCUCCCGGAACUUCCCAAGAUAUUCUGGAAAUACCCAGUGUCCUACAUUGUCUACGGCUCUUGGGGUUUGAAGGGUGCAUACAAGAACGACCUGCUGGGGCUGGAGUUCGAGCCGAUGACGCCGGGAGGCGACAAGCUGACCGGCGAGUUCAUCAUCACCAACAUGAUGGGGCUGAGCGUCAGCUACUCCAAGUGGCUAGACCUAGCCAUGAUCUUCAUCCUCCUACUCGCCUACCGCGUCACCUUCUUCUUCGUCCUCAAGGUCAAGGAGGCCGCCGCGCCCUACAUCCGCGUGGCCUACACGCGGUUCACCGUGAAGCGCCUUGAGCGGCGGGCGUCCUUCAGGGAGUCGCUGGCCAUGACGUCCUUGUCGAAGCGGCACAACACGCCGCACCCCAUGGCCAUGCAGGAGGGGCUCAACUCCCCCAUACAGCAGUAUUGACUGGUCAAUGUCAAUGAGUGCGAGGAGCAGCCGCCCCGGCAUGCAGAUGAGUUGAUCAUUACUACCACAGCAAGAUGAUAGCCGUCCGUGACAUGCGUGUGUCACUAUUACUUGUGUAUGCGUUUCCACUUGUUAGUUUUGCUUGCAGGUCUGCAGCUUCGCGAGGUUCAUAAACAUACGGAUAGUGCAUUCUUUAAAAGUUUGGUUUUACUGUAAGAAGUCGCUGCAACCAAUACAGAUACGAGAUUAUAUUACGCCUCAUUGUUUC